AUGAGUGGAGUAUACGCAGUAGAAUCCACCAAAGAACUGAUUAGACAAUAUUUUAAUAACGUUAAAUAUUUCUCCCAGCUUGUGGCCAAGCAGAAGGAUCAGCAAUUUGAAGUCGACUUCAAAGUUCAGGUAUGAUUUAUGUUUUUAUUGCGUAUUUUAAAUUCAGGUGGAGCGAAUUGUUAGCGAGAUCGUGAAAUACAUUGAGAACUACGAUAUCGACAGCUUAAAUGCGUCAUGGGAGUUCUUCAACACCCAUUUGUUUAAUAAUUUGACAGAGGUAUGAUUAUCCUUCAAAAAUUUCUUUAUUUUGCUAUUACAAUUUCAGGCGGAAUCGAAAACUUUGAACAAACUGGAGGCAGACAUUUUCAAGUUGUAUUUGGCUAAUUGUGCUCAAAAUAAGAAGACCGGCAAGUGUGUGCAGUUCUUUGAGAAGAUGAGCCACAUUUUGACGAACAACCCUUUGUGGACAGACUGGUUUUGUAAGUUCUUUCUUCUUUCUGUUUAAAUUUUUAGGUGUUCCUUAUUUGCCGGAUCCUGCCAGCGAUAAAAGGUUUUGUAACUACUUUUGUAAGACUUUCCACGAGAUUCUGCUCACAACCUUACAUAAUUUCAUUUCAAUUUCGUUGUCAAAACUGUGCAAGCCUCCCCUGAUUGGGUAUUGCCAAGCUCCAAAUGAAGAGGGAGAUCUUGUAAGUCGAGUACAAAUUUCGUUUAUAUUCUUUUUGCCUUUAGGGUCUUCAAUCUCGAACGCAAAGUUCCAUUCAACUUCAAAACUCCAUGGUUGAGAUGUUUAUGGACGAUUUUUCAAUCAUAGCAAAGAGUUCCGAAAAGACUAAGGCGAAACCAACAAUAAAAACGAUGUUGAAGAGCUUCACAAGGAGAUCAAGCGAUGGAUCCUGA
Molecule: messenger RNA, 900 nt
Organism: Bursaphelenchus xylophilus (pine wood nematode)
Lineage: Eukaryota; Metazoa; Nematoda; Chromadorea; Rhabditida; Aphelenchoididae
Source: the annotation of a GenBank genome assembly